UUCAACACUUCUGGUCUGGAUCCUGGAGGCUCAAUUGUUGACGUGUCCGUGCCUGGAGAGUAUUGCAUGGACGAGGUCACUGCCGAAGAUAGCGCUGCUAUCAAAGCAGUCAGAUACAUAGAGACUAUGACCAACACGGUUGUCAGAGACAUAAACUAUGCAAAAACAAAGCGCCAGGAAAAUCGUAUCGCCUUCCUUGAAAAUCGGAUCAAAGAAUCAGAAGUCAAAGGCAAGAAGCUUAGCAGAGAUGAUGAUAUGGAGAUCAUAGAGAUUUCGGGUACAUAUCUACUCGGAUGUAUAUUAGAUAAGCUCGACCUUCCAACACCGCGCUAUCACUCUCAGACACAUCCAAGGGGCCAGUUUGUGACUGAUGUUACAUUUUAUCCCUCGAAAGAGCAUCUGCGACACCCGCCUACACCGGUCCAGCUCUCGAGCUCUCCCCUGGAUAACUUGCAGAGCACAAUAGAUGUAGUAUCUCAAAAGGCAAUACACUAUAUGGAAGAUAACCAAAGGAAGGUCUUGCAAGACUACAACUAUAUUGAAUUGAAAAGAUCAGAGGAGGCCAACUUACAACUUACUGACCUACUAGCUGAGAAAGAUGAAAGGAUCAAAGGAUUAGCAACGACCACUGGUAACUACAUAGGUACUGUCUUUUCAAUCUGUGAUCGGAUAUCUUCCUUGGCUGUAUCUGAGUCACUUCCAGCUGGGCCCGUGCUAGGCGUUGAGUGGGCUAGGAAGAUUUCAGAAGUUAAUCGUGCUGUUACUCGCCUGAGCAAGCUUUCACAUGACGCGCUUCAGCUCCUCAGAGUUGCAUUUGGUUAUCCAGAGGAACAGAACGACGGUGACUCGGAUGGCCACAUCCUCGACCUUUAGAAUUUACACGACCAAC
Molecule: messenger RNA, 889 nt
Organism: Triticum dicoccoides
Lineage: Eukaryota; Viridiplantae; Streptophyta; Magnoliopsida; Poales; Poaceae
Exons: 2
Coding region: 67-873 (268 amino acids)
Source: RefSeq, a predicted model, not a curated record